Thrips palmi is the source of this 2012-nucleotide messenger RNA. RefSeq names its product zinc finger and BTB domain-containing protein 41-like. Gene Ontology annotation, molecular function: DNA-binding transcription factor activity, RNA polymerase II-specific; RNA polymerase II transcription regulatory region sequence-specific DNA binding. Bases 250 to 1638 code for a protein of 462 amino acids. The record is from RefSeq and is a predicted model, not a curated record. The transcript is spliced from 7 exons. Gene Ontology annotation, cellular component: nucleus. Gene Ontology annotation, biological process: regulation of transcription by RNA polymerase II. NCBI's taxonomy places the organism in Eukaryota, Metazoa, Arthropoda, Insecta, Thysanoptera, Thripidae.
AAUUACGAGGACAUCUUUCGGCUUUCUUGGGUUGGCCAGUCCACAGUAUCGAAUCUCGCUCUCCUCUCGAAACGAACUAUCGAUACUCAAGCCAGUAGUAAACAACAAACUGAAACCGAAAGUCCAAACAAACGUGGAUCCAAAUCCUCUUUUCGUUUUCUGAAAUGCUUUGAUUAUCCACAGUGUUGGACCUUAGGUAUAUGUUUUUCUUUUACUGUCCGUUUCAACAUUUAUUGCAUUUAUUUUAUUAUGACACAGGAAACAUGUGUACUUUGUAAUGCGAAGCUUGAAACGAAAGAGGCUUUAAAAGACCAUUUUCGGAAACAUGCCAAUAAGGAGAUUGACAGUAAAGGUUGCCCCAUUGCUAAAGAUAUUAGCGUGCCCAAUUUCAAGCCAGUCAAGCUGCCGACUAAGAAAACAGGACCACGUUCUCCUUUGAGUCUGCUAAAGCCCUCUGCUGCAUCGGAGAAAACCUUGUCUUCCGGCUCACGGCAACCAAUCAAAUGCGAUGUUUGUGAACUGCCGUUUGAAAAUGUUGCUAAGGCCAUUAGUCACAGAUGGAAGGCUCAUCCUGAACAGCCCUCCAAAUUUUUCUGCUCUCACUGUGGAAAACACUUUCCAUUAAAGACUAUUCUUGACAAUCAUGUAGCAAACCAACAUACAAAUACGGCCCCUAAAAAUGUUGUGAGAUGUGCAAACUGCGGUGAAGAAUUUUUCAACCAGGCUGCUUUGAGUUAUCAUGCCAAGAUAGCCCACAAGAGGGUUGAUUCAGUUUUGAGGCCCGUAGCAACUCCUCCGCCAAGUAAGAAAAUAAGGCUCAACAAUGCUGGUGAAGCAGAUUCUGUUUAUUAUUGCCACCUUUGUGGCUCAGAAUACAUUCUCAAAUUUAAUUUGAGAAAGCAUUUAGAAGUUAGACAUGCUGCUGAAGAUACAUCCUUUGGGCUGGAAACUGAAAUCAUUCGUUGCACUAUUUGUGAGGCAGUGUUCUGCAAUAAAAGAGCUUAUGAGGUCCACAAUAUGUAUCACCAGCCCGAUGAUAUGUAUGUUACAAGUGAAGAACAUAGAUUAAAAAUCGUCUCUCGGGUUGACCAGGACUUUGACUUACGUCGAGUGCAAAUUCAACAGCCAAAGUCAGUUCGUGGCCUAGCUAUGCAUUAUUCCAAAACUGUUUGGAAUGCACCAUUUAACAGUCUUGCGUCUAAUGCUGAAUCCAACUCUAUCGUCACAAAAAUUAUGAAGAAUGAAGAUCCUUCAGAGUCACCUUCUAAAGUGAAAUCAAAGCAGAUUGUCUCAAAAGGACAGAAAACUACUAAGCGUACCAGAUCAAACUCAUCCUGUGAUGCGGAAGGUAUCAGGCCUGUUGACAAAAGAGGAGAGCCUUCAAGUCCUCCAAAAAUUCCUCCUAAAGGAAAAAAUAAACCGAGAAUCUUAAAAGCAAACAAAAAUCAAAAGGGUAAUAGUUUGUGUUCACCUAGUGUUGGAGAACACAUUCCUUUAGAAAACUCAAGAAGCAAGGGAAAAUCCAGCAGUCCCUCAAGCCUUCAUAAGGAUGAGGUGAAUUCUGAAAAGAAAAUUCAGGAGGCUUUGACCGUGGAGAGCAGUAGGAGAGUACUCAGGAGUAGUGUGUCAAAGAACUGAUUAGCAACUAAUGAAACUGACAAAAUUGAAAUGACCAAUGUUAAUGAUAUACGCUUAAUUCACCAUUUUGACGUGUGGAUGAGUUCAAGGGCCCAUUCUUACUUCCAUGUGAUACAAGAUGACGCCAUAGCUUUUCUUGACGCCAUAGCCUUUCUUAUGAAUGUCAUUGUCUUCCGAUUUCAACUAUUUGUUGUAAUUUGUUGUAACUAAUGUUCCAAUUUCAAGUUGUUCCUGUGCCUGUGUGUCUUUGUGUAUUUACAUAGUGACGUAUUUACACUUAAAAGUGUAUUUUUUAAAUGUGGUUGCAAUGCGAUUGCUCAAACGUUUUAUACAUGUGGCCCUAAAUUGUGGCCAAUAAAGGCAAUAUAUUUGGA